Molecule: messenger RNA, 1491 nt
Organism: Penicillium canariense
Lineage: Eukaryota; Fungi; Ascomycota; Eurotiomycetes; Eurotiales; Aspergillaceae
Product: glycoside hydrolase family 71 protein
Exons: 4
Coding region: 1-1491 (496 amino acids)
Biological process (GO): mating projection tip cell wall disassembly
Molecular function (GO): glucan endo-1,3-alpha-glucosidase activity
Source: RefSeq, a predicted model, not a curated record
AUGCUCCGGGAGCUGCUCACACUUGCCCUAACAGGACUGAUGAUGUCGUUCUCGGCGGCCUGCCCGGUACCUACCCCCACCACCACGACCGUGCCGUCCGCGACGGCCUCGACUGCUUCUGGGGGGACAGAUAGACUGGUCUUCUGUCAUUUCAUGAUUGGGAUCACCAGCAACCGCCAAAGUGCCCGUGAUUAUGAUGAUGACAUGCAACGCGCCAAAGACGCGGGAAUUGAUGCCUUCGCCCUCAACAUUGGCACUGACCCCUACACUGACACGCAGCUCAACUUCGCCUAUGAGUCAGCCGCCCAGCAUGGAAUGCAGGUCUUCCUCUCCUUCGACUUCAACUGGUGGAAUGCCGGUCAGGGCGGUGCCGUCGGCGCUAAGGUCAGGCAGUACGCGAGCCGCCCUGCACAGCUAAAGGUUGAUGGUAAGGUGUUCGUGUCCUCGUUUUCCGGGGACAGCGUGGAUGUCGGUGCCAUGACGGCGGCGGCCGGUCAGGAUCUCUUCUUUGCGCCGAACUUCCACCCGGGCCAGGGGAAUUUCGAUGCUAUUCAGGGCGCGCUGAAUUGGAUGGCGUGGCCGAAUAAUGGUGAGAAUAAGGCGCCGACGGCGGGGCGCACUGUCACUGUUGCCGAUGGCGACCGGUCAUAUGUUACUGCGUUGAAGGGGAAGCCCUAUGUGGCGCCGGUUUCACCAUGGUUCUCGACGCACUUUGGCAGCGAGGUUUCGUACAGCAAGAAUUGGGUCUUCCCAUCUGAUAUGCUUUGGUAUGACCGCUGGCGGGAGAUCCUGGCACUCGGCCCGCGUUUUGUGGAGAUUAUCACCUGGAAUGACUAUGGCGAGUCGCACUACGUGGGACCACUCUCAUCGCCGCACACGGACGAUGGUGCCUCCAAGUGGGUGAUGGAUAUGCCGCACAGCGGCUGGUUGGAGAUGGCCAAGCCCUUCAUUGCCGCCUACAAGGCCGGCGUGACCGUGGCUCUCCCCUUCAUCCACGAGGAGAAGCUGGUGUACUGGUACCGCCCGACUAAGAAAGAUCUGAACUGCGACGCCACCGACACGACCAUGUCAGGCAGCCCCAACAAUGCCAGCGGCAACUUCUUCGCUGGCCGGCCCAACGGGUAUGAGUCCAUGACCGACGAGGUCUUUGUGGUCGCCCUUCUCAAGUCCCCCGGCCGCGUGACCGUGCAGUCCGGCGAUCAGCCCCCCAAGACCUUCGAAGCGCCCGCAGGCAUCAGUGCGCAUCGCGCCCCGAUGGGCAUCGGCCAGCAAAAGUUCACCGUCACGCGGGGCGGGCAGACCAUCCUGUCCGGCACCAGCCUGAAAAACAUCGUCGACACCUGCAUCUGCGGGAUCUACAACUUCAAUGCGUAUGUGGGGACGCUCCCGCCGCCAGCCACGAUUGACCGGCUCCAGCCCGCUGGGCUGACCAUGUUGUCACAGGGGCUGAAAGCUGCCUGCCCGAUCAAUACCCUGGGUGCGAGCACCUAG